AUGCUGUCUGUUGCCACUCCUCAAUCACAAGAUCUCUAUCUCCCCCAGCCGUUUCCUCAACAGCCAUACCAGUACCAGCAAUACCAGCAACAGCAACUACACCAGCAACAGCUUCACCACCGCCAGCUGCAACAGCCCUACUUCUUCUCACACUACCGCCCCAUGCCUCACCGAGUCUCGCCCCCUCAGCCUGUGAUGGCUAGCCCCUCGCACGACGCUGCCGUCUCCCAGGCGUUGGAGAUUGCUCGUGAGAGCCCUGACGGCGCUCAGGAUCCUACCAUUAGCAAGAUCCUAGAGUCUGCCCUCUCUCACAUCUGGACCAAGGUCCAAACGCACCCAGACUCCUAUGUCAUGUCAAGAGACGAGUUCGCCGUUUUCAAUUUCUUCCAGCACCGCUUCGCCGGCCAGAAAGUGGCAGUUAUGGCAAAGAAGCGAUACUGGGACACCACCAGUGCCUAG
Molecule: messenger RNA, 459 nt
Organism: Clonostachys rhizophaga
Lineage: Eukaryota; Fungi; Ascomycota; Sordariomycetes; Hypocreales; Bionectriaceae
Source: the annotation of a GenBank genome assembly